Molecule: messenger RNA, 2199 nt
Organism: Seriola dumerili (greater amberjack)
Lineage: Eukaryota; Metazoa; Chordata; Actinopteri; Carangiformes; Carangidae
Gene: wasla
Product: neural Wiskott-Aldrich syndrome protein-like
Exons: 11
Coding region: 314-1948 (544 amino acids)
Biological process (GO): actin filament organization; regulation of Rho protein signal transduction
Molecular function (GO): actin binding; small GTPase binding
Source: RefSeq, a predicted model, not a curated record
GCCGCUGCAGCUGCUGGAGUUUCCGAAUGAAAGUUGAGCGUUUAUCUGUCUACAGACAGAUAACGUAUCCUUAAUUUUACAGUUAACAUUAAACGGAGGAGUUCAGAUUCUUUCUUAAGCGGGACCAAGUCAGGGAAAACACUCCCCGUCCUCCUCCUCCGCCCUCCAGCCCGGAGUCGGACUCAGCGGAGAUGAUCCGGUUGCAGGCCACAGCAACCGGAGCCCGCAUGGAUUUUCUGUAAUCAGCAGAGUUUGCAGAGCCCGUCCGGGGAUAACCGCAUCGUUUCGGGGUUAACUAGAAGAAUUCGGAGCCAUGAACAGCCACCCGCCGCCCCGCAGGGUCGCUAACGUCGGCUCCCUCCUCCUGACCCCGCAGGAGAACGAGUGCCUGUUCGGCUACCUGGGCAGGAAAUGCGCCACUCUGUGUUCGGCGGUGGUCCAGGUGUACGGGGCCGAGCGGAGCGCCUGCUGGGCGAAGAGAUGCUGCGGAGUGGCCUGUCUGGUCAAAGACAACCCGCAGAGAUCCUACUUCAUCAGAGUGUUUGACAUCAAGGAAGGGAAAACCAUGUUCGAGCAGGAACUGUAUCACAACUUCUCCAUCAGCAGCUCCAGAUCCUACUUCAUCUCGUUUGCAGGAGACACCUGUCAGAUCGGUCUGAAUUUCGCUAGCGAAGAAGAAGCCAAAAGAUUCAGAGUUGCCAUCAACGACCUGCUCAACCGACGGCAGCGCAAGACCGAGAAAAGAGGUGACCCUAAAAAUGGUCCAGCUCUGCCCAUGGCCACAGUGGACAUCAAGAACCCGGAGAUCAACAACGUGAGAUUCCACAACUCCCACAGCCACCAGCAGCCGUACCACCUCAACAACAUGCUGAGCCACAGCGGCCUGAACCGCAAGGACAAGAAGACCAAAGGCAAGAAGAAGAAGCUGACCAAGGCCGACAUCGGCACGCCCAGCAACUUCCAGCACAUCGGUCACGUGGGCUGGGAUCCAAACACAGGUUUUGAUCUCAACAACCUGGAUCCUGAACUGAAGAACCUGUUCGACAUGUGCGGCAUCUCGGAGGCGCAGCUGAAGGACCGAGAGACGUCCAAGGUCAUCUACGACUUCAUCGAGAAGAAGGGAGGGGUGGAGGCGGUGAAGAACGAGCUGAGGAGGCAGGCACCCCCUCCUCCUCCUUCCCGUGGCGGACCUCCUCCUCCUCCUCCCCCACCCCACCACGCCUCAGCUCCACCUCCUCCUCCGCCCCCAUCCAGAGGAGGCCGGGGAGCCCCUCCUCCCCCUCCUCCGUCCAGAGCACCCGCCUCAGCUCCUCCUCCCCCGCCUCCCUCCCGACCAGGAACUCUGGGUGCUCCGCCUCCCCCGCCGCCUCCCACCAGAGGAGGUCACCAGCCCCCUCCUCCUCCCCACCAUCACCACCAUCACCAGGCUCCACCUCCUCCUCCUGCACACUGUUCCAUUGCCCCCCAAGCUCCACCCCCUCCGCCUCCCCCACUGUCCCAGCAGUCUCCAGUCGGCGGCGGCGGCUCCGCCCCUGCUCCACCUCCCCCACCUCCUCCUCCACCUCCCCCGCCCGGCCCUCCUCCCCCUCCAGAGCUGGACAGCGGAGGCGGAGACUCGCCUCAUUCGCCGAGCCCAGGCGGGAAGUCGGCGCUGCUGGAGCAGAUCAGGGGAGGGACCCAGCUGAAGAAGGUGGAGCAGAACAACCGAGCGCCGGCCUCCAGCACCGGCCGAGACGCUCUGCUGGACCAGAUCCGACAGGGGAUCCAGCUCAAGACCGUGUCGGAUCACCCGGAGUCCGGCCCCCCGACGCCGGCUCCCACCGCGGGCAUCGUCGGCGCUCUCAUGGAAGUGAUGCAGAAGAGGAGCAAAGCCAUCCAUUCCUCAGACGAAGACGAGGAUGAUGACGAAGACGAGGACUUUGAGGACGACGACGAGUGGGACGACUAGUGACGACUCUCCUGUCCUCAACCCAGGUCCCCCACCCCCCACCCUCACCCCUCCUGCACCUAUCUCUGACACUAAAAUAUCUUCUAAAAAUCUUCCAGAAUCUGACUAAAAUUGAAAUGUAAAUGUUGUAUGAAUUUGCUGUAUAUUUAUUUUUCUUUAUUUUCUUUUUUUUGUUUUUGCUCUUUGGGUUUUUUAUGAUUAUGAUCAUUAAUCUGUGCAAUACCUCAUCCGUUAAAUCUGCACCCUCGUCA